GAGGCAUGAGUUUAGAGUGGCAACCAAGAGCAUCAUUUCGAGAUUAUAUAUAGACAGAAGCAGUAUGUGGGAUAUCCAUGCGAAAUUUAGAUCCAUAGGCUUCAAGAUCAGAAUAAGUAAUAGAGAAGCAAUUGAAGAUGGGGAUGGAGAUUUUCGAGGGGGAAGUGAAUGCAACAUUACCCCUGCCAUUGAUGUCAUUGAACCAUGUUUCAUUUGUCUGCAGGUCAGUUAGCCGGUCGGUGAAGUUCUAUGAGGAGGUCUUGGGGUUCGUGAGUGUUAAGCGGCCCUCUUCCUUCAACUUCCACGGUGCUUGGUUGUUUAACUAUGGAGUUGGCAUCCAUUUACUGCAAUGCAACUCUCCGGAUGAUGUCCCCAAGAAGAAGGGUGUCAUAAACCCCAAAGACAACCACAUCUCCUUUCAAUGCUCAGACAUUAGUCUUCUGAAGCGGAAACUAAAAGAAAUGAGCAUUGAGUAUGUGACUGCAGUGGUUGAGGACAGUGCCAUUCAGGUUGAUCAGCUCUUCUUCCAUGACCCAGAUGGUUAUAUGGUGGAGAUAUGCAACUGUGAGAACCUCCCUGUGCUUCCACUCUCUUCAUUCCCACUUAAGUUCCCAUACCCAAAGGAUCCUAUCCUAUCUUCUCUCUAUGGUGGCAAGGGACUUCCGAAGUUCCAGUGCAGGCCUUGUGGAGCAGAAUCAGAGUGUGUGAUCUUGGAAAUCUUGGUCACCGAUAUGAUGGACAUUUCCUUCUAGCAUUUGGUUUCUUUGUUGAGGGAAUGUAGAAGAGAUUCUGGAUUCAAUUGUGUACAGGCUGAAUUAAGUUUGUGUCUCAAAGGUGUCUUACUGGUUGGUUGUUGAAUUGUAAGCCUUCUUUUUGAACUUAUUUUGAGUACCAAGAAGUCACAAUAAAGAACCAUAAAAAAAGUAAAAAGAGAGUGAAUUAUAAGCUUGGGUAGUAAUGGGUGGAACAAUUGCUUUCUUAUAGUUUAUGCAAUAAAUUUGAGUUGUUUCUCUUCUUUUUUCUUCCGUUUACUGGUCUUAUGUAUCACCUCAAUGGUUAAAAAAUUAUUGUUUCAGUGGUGAUUGCUUUUCUAAUGAAGUCUCAUCCUUCUGGAUUUAUUGAAUAUGCACAAUGGACACCUCAAGCCAAUUGAACAUCCUUCUACUAACUUCUACGAUGUUAUCACUACGAGUUUGCUUUUAAGAAUUUUGCUCAAUCUCAAGAAAGAUCUGCAAUAGCAAAUAACCACAGCCAACAGGACUUAUCCCAUCAAUGUGGGUUUGGCCUAAUACCACUCUACUAUUAUACAGACUUAA
This is a messenger RNA of Phoenix dactylifera (date palm), 1316 nucleotides long. The record is from RefSeq and is a predicted model, not a curated record. Lineage: Eukaryota; Viridiplantae; Streptophyta; Magnoliopsida; Arecales; Arecaceae.